Dendronephthya gigantea is the source of this 2018-nucleotide messenger RNA. Its product is annotated as potassium channel subfamily K member 15-like. The coding region runs from base 128 to 892 and encodes 254 amino acids. Gene Ontology annotation, molecular function: potassium ion leak channel activity. The record is from RefSeq and is a predicted model, not a curated record. Gene Ontology annotation, cellular component: membrane. The transcript has 3 exons. Gene Ontology annotation, biological process: stabilization of membrane potential; potassium ion transmembrane transport. NCBI's taxonomy places the organism in Eukaryota, Metazoa, Cnidaria, Anthozoa, Malacalcyonacea, Nephtheidae.
AAGUUUAUCGCCAUGCAGUAUCCAUAUUGUGUGCUAUGUUUGUUUUGGAAGUGGAAUAUUCUACCUUUUGGAGCGAAAUGAAUCUUUGAGGCAAGCUGCUGAUUUUGAAGAACAUUAUAAUGAAACGAUGACGCGUAUUCUUGUUCGCUCCAUCUCCAACAUUUCUGAUAUUCAACUCAUAAUGGCAGAGAUUCGAAUAACAUUUUUUCAAGAAAGCUUUCCAGUAGAAUGGGAUUUUCUUGGUGGAGUAAAUAUUUCAGUUCAAGCUAUUACCACAAUCGGAUAUGGGAAUACCGUUCCAAGAACAACCGGAGGCAGAAUGUUCCUCAUCGUUUACGCCACGGUUGGCAUUCCACUUAUGGCAAUGAUGCUAACGACCUUCGGAGAUAGAUUGAGAUACAUAAUCAGAUCAUGUAUUUUAUCUUUUGAACGAAAAGCGCUCAAGAUAACUCGACCUCAAAAUAUCCAGAAAAAGUCUCUGAUUGCAGUAUUUGUAAUAACUAUACUUUUCUUAUGCCUGAUAUCUGCAAUCAGUGGAAUUAUUCAAGAUUGGAACUUCUCUCUAGCCUUGUACGUUUGGUUUGUUACUUUUACGACAAUUGGUUUUGGCGAUUAUGUGCCAAAAGGCACAAAUAAAUUACAAGCUAUUGGAAUAGUAUUUGCAUUAAUUUCGUUUACCCUGGGUCUGACAUUAAUUGCCACAAUUCUUCACGCUUUAUCUGAUUGGGUGAACACCAAGAAACCACCUACGAAGGAAAGUCUUAAACGAUCACUAGGACGUUUAACUAAAAGGAAGAAUCUUAAGUCGUCUUCACACCAAAAGGAAGAAUCUUUCACAGAUUUAUCUGAAGUAAAGCAAGAAAAAACGACGAUUGAGGCGGAAAUUACUUGAGUGGCUCAAGGCUGUAUCCUGCGUCUAAUGAACCCGACAUCAGUCAGAACAGAUCAGCGGUCUGGUAUACAUUUCCUAGUGUUUAGUAUAUUUCAAACUAAGUCGGCAGAGAAUCGAUGGACAUAAAGGCUAUCGUUAUAUUCUUAAUUGAUGCAAUAGAAACAAGUUAGUGUCGCCUAACUAUAGUAAACAUAGUGAUCCGUGAUCUGUGAUCGGUAUUUAAAUAUACUUUUCCCAGCAUUCCAUCUGUCCAUCAUUUCCAUGGAAACAAAGAGGAGCUAACGAUUAGAUGAUAUGAAACGAAAGAAAAAUCACGACACAAUGGAUCUUAUAAAUAGCAUCGGAUGCUUUUGCUUUAGUUGCAACAUUUGCCCAGACAAUAUACAGUUAUAAAGUUAGUACUUUGAUAACUGUGAACCGGCUCAAAAUUGAGAGCUUUGCAUCAAUUAUGAUUAGACUGGAGCUUGUUUAGAUUAAUGAUUGUUAUAGAUUGUAUUCGUUGGCGUCUUUUUGAAGUGAGACGUGCAUAGAGAUGUGAACAUUAAUCUCAGGUUCGAAUUUUUCAGCUUCGCAAAUAACUGAAUAUUAGUACUUGCACUAGGUGGUAUUAGGACAAAAAAAAUAAAGCCAUUUCGCAAGAAAAAUGAAUGAUAGUACUUUCCAGGUUUGACAGACAAUUAGGAUUGUUGAAAUCGCUCAAGGAAAUAAUAAUAUACGUCGAAUAUAAGCCACAUUGAGUUUUGUGUACAAUAUUGUGUACGAGUCAAAGUGAUUGUGAAAUCUGUGUACAAAUGCUGUACACCAUCGUGAGUAGAUAUUUACAUAUAGCUGCCGACCAGUCCUGGAUGGCUGGAUAGUCCUUUUCAGUGCACUAAUGUCUAGUGCGUUUCGCAUAGACUCGAUAUAUGGAACUGGGCUAUAUAUAAAUGAAAACCAUUUCCUGAUUUGUCUCAUGCAACUAUAGUUACAACACCUAUAUAGGUAUUGCACAAUCUAAACGAAAUAUAAUGAAACUGACUGAUCAAACAACGAUGGACAAGCAGAUAGAGUAUUAAGCAAACAAAAAUAAUUGCAUGUUAUACUAAAAUACUAAGCGGUACCAAUGGAAAGAUUUGCUACUUAAAAA